Molecule: messenger RNA, 4017 nt
Organism: Tarenaya hassleriana
Lineage: Eukaryota; Viridiplantae; Streptophyta; Magnoliopsida; Brassicales; Cleomaceae
Product: cyclin-dependent kinase G1
Exons: 8
Coding region: 471-2252 (593 amino acids)
Biological process (GO): protein phosphorylation; regulation of mitotic cell cycle
Cellular component (GO): nucleus
Molecular function (GO): ATP binding; cyclin-dependent protein serine/threonine kinase activity
Source: RefSeq, a predicted model, not a curated record
AAUGCAGUGAAAGAAAAAACGCGUAUUGCUUUCUCGAGACGAAGAGAUAAGAUUCGCGAGGUUGUCCGUUGGGAGAUCAGAUCUGCUCUGGUGAUAGAUCUCUUCCGCCUCCGGUUUCUUUCUUUCCGUCCGGUAAGAGCUUCCGAUACCUGUGCGUGAUCGAAGAGAGAAGGGCGAAAUAUUGCGUCCUGGAAUUGAAUUCUAGGGUUUCGUUUUUCGUGUUCCUGUUUUUCCUUAUCUGAUCUGAUUUCUUCAGAGAUUCUCUUUUCUGGUUGAUUGGUUGUGUGUCGGUUCGAUAUUUGUGCGAUAAUCGAAACUAUCGUACUCGAAUCUGUUGAUUGUGUUUUGAUUCUCUGGGGUUCUCCUAGGGUUUCGAUAAUUUGGGGGAUUUUCUCGCGUGUGGUUUUAUCGCGCUUUUCUCGAUUGCUACGUUCGAUUGUUCAUUGAGUCGUGUUCUGGUUAUUAAUACGAUGGCGGCAGGGGGAGUUGAUGUCUCCAGAAGGUCUGUUGUUGUUGAUCACGCUAAAAAAGGCUAUGAAAGUUACAGGAAUGGUUCUCGUGAUUUGUAUCCAAGCCAAGGCGGUAGGCUUGGUGAGAGACGUCAAAUCAGGCGAUCCUUUGCGCAUGACCGAAAGAGGAAGGAUUUGCGCCUGGAAUUGGCGGAGGAACCAGGCCUGGUUUCUGAGAGAGGUGAAGCUCGAGCGGAGGGUGUUCAGCAGCCCCCUGAGAAGAGGGGAAAAUAUUCUCCUGUCAUAUGGGAUGCAGAAGACAAGGUGAUCGCAGUUCAACCUAGGAAGACAGUUAAACUUGCUUCAGCUAGCCUGUCAGCGGAUUCUCUGGCGAUAUUACAGCCCAUUGAAGCACAACUGUCUGUACAAGAUCCUAUUGAUGAUCUUGAGGAAGGUCAGUUGGAGGAGGAGGUUCAGGCACCGAAUAUUUCUAAGUCUAGAUGGGCAUGGGGUUUGGAUUCUCCAAAGGUCGUCUCUGUAUCCGAGGUUGAAAAUGUUCCGAAGACUAGCAAAUGGAAUAGGAGCAGUUUGACUCCUGAAUGCGAGGAAUUCGUAUUGGAGGAAUCUGAAGAACAGAGGUCCCGAUCAUCUGGGUGUGGCGGUGGACGUCUCAGCACAGAACGGCUUAGCGGUCAUGAAUGUUCUGAUUACGAGUUGGAGAGUCAUAGCCAUAUGGAUAUUGAUGAAGCACAAUGUUACAGUUCUGACCUUAACAAGUUGGAGAAUGAAGAGCCAGCUUCCCCUGCUGAGGGAAGCACGGACAUGCUGCUCGGUAGCAGAAAUGUCGACGAAUAUGAGAAGCUUAACAAGAUAAACGAGGGGACAUAUGGAGUUGUAUACAGAGCUAGGGACAAGAAAACAGGAGAUAUUGUGGCUCUUAAAAAGAUCAAGAUGAACAUGGGUAGGGAAGUUGAAUAUGGAUUUCCUGUGACGUCUUUGAGGGAAAUUAACAUACUUCUGUCUUGCAACCAUCCUUCAAUCGUGAAUGUCAAGGAGGUUGUGGUGGGGAACAAUGAUAACGUUUUUAUGGUCAUGGAACAUUUAGAACAUGAUCUAAGGGGCUUAAUGGAUCGGAUGAAGCAGCCUUUCAGCACUAGUGAGGUGAAAUGCCUGAUGGUACAACUGUUGGAGGGUGUGAAAUAUCUCCAUAGUAAUUGGAUUAUUCAUAGGGACCUUAAGCCAUCAAAUCUUCUAAUGAACAACAGUGGGGAGAUGAAGAUCUGUGACUUUGGCAUGGCUCGCCAAUAUGGGAGCCCACUCAAGCCUUACACCCAGUUGGUUGUUACACAAUGGUACAGGGCCCCUGAACUUCUUCUGGGAGCGAAAAAGUACUCUACAGCUGUUGAUAUGUGGUCAGUCGGUUGCAUUAUGGCUGAACUGUUGUCUAGAAAUCCUCUUUUCCAGGGAAAAGGUGGAAGUGAUAUCGACCAGCUUCGCAAGAUCUUUGCGAUCCUCGGUUCACCAAGUGAGACAACCUGGCCUGGAUUUUCUUCGUUGCCUGGUGCUAAAGCAAAUUUUAUUAACCAGCCGUACAAUUUGUUGCGUAAGAAGUUCCCUGCUGCAUCUUUCACUGGAUCUCCAGUACUUUCUGAUCUGGGAUUUGAUUUACUGAACAGAUUACUAAGUUGUGACCCUGAGAAGCGUUUAACUGUAGAUGAGGCUCUUAACCAUGAUUGGUUUCAGGAAGUUCCUCUGCCGAAAUCCAAAGAAUUCAUGCCAACUUUUCCUCCAAAGCGUGGCUGAGCGAUCAUCUUUUGGAGGAUCUCAAGUACUAUAUGGCUGAAGGAAGCCACCGGUUGUAUUUUGAUCUGCCUCCUUACUCUAGACUUCUCUUUCUGAUUCUUAACACAUGGCUUUGAGCAAUUAGGAGUCUUGGAGUUUUGCUAAUUUUUGGCAGGAAGCAUCGUGAUGUGAUUGUUGCCUGAAGAGUUUCGGGGCUAGUAUGCACUGUAUUCGGAUUGGAAUGUGUAUAUAUGAGUGAUCCAUGAAACUGCAAGGUGUGGGGUUUCUCUCUCAUUUGAGCCCAAGAUCAUAUUAAUAUCAAAUGAUGAACAUAAUUUAGUUCACUUUUCUUUCAAAAUUAUAUUGUUCUUCCUUCGUCAAUUCUCUCUUACAUUUUUUUUGCAUAUUGUUUUCUGCACGAGGUAAACACAAAGACAGGGUACCCUUUCCUUAUCAAGAGGUGGGAACCUUGCAUCUGGUGCUCCUGUUCGAUUAUCUCUGUUUCUCGAUUGAAGAGCUCUGGUAUUUGUUCAAUGUGACCCAAAGUAGAGAGAUCAUGAUGAGUUCUGCAUCGUAGAAUGACGAUUUGGAGGCAGUUGUUGUGAUGUUUAGAAGCUACAUCCGAGGGUAACUGCUAACAUGGUAUAGGACUGCUCGUUAUUCCCAAACAGACUGCGUUCUGCAUUACUCUUUUUGCAAAAUACGCAGGUUGCAUUAUGGUCUCUGGGUUUGUGCCGGCGUUCUGUAAUGGCAGCUGAAUCUCGGGUCUUUAUAUCGUCAGUGAGUUCGUUUUGUUUACAUCCUUGUCCUUGGAUAGCCAUUUGAUACCUGCAAUCUCUGGCAAUCUCAUUGUGUACAGAUUCUGUGAGGAUUCUCUUCUUGUUCCUGUCACUGUCAACUUUUUAAAUCCGUUUCUCAAUUUUCAACCCCAGACCUUAAACAUUAGACACUUUCUCCCCGUGUGUACGGGUCUCUUUUUACCUCCACCAAUCAGAGCUGCUGCAUCCUAUUUACCUUAUGUUCCUUUUUAUAAGAGUCUUAUGUCUCUGAUUUCUGAUGUUAAAUGGGUCUGAGUUGCAGUACAUACAUGUGGAGAUUAAGACAACGUUUCGUUUGCAGUGCCAUGUGCUUCAUGUUUGGCAGUGGGACUUAGCUAUGUAAAACGGACGUGGUCAGUGUAGAUUUGCUUGCUGUCUGUAAGCUAAGCUUCGAUACUGGUCGAGAAAAAGGGUGAUAUAUAAUCGUCUUCGUGGUACUGUUGCCGGGAUACGACUUAUAUCCGCACAUAACAUCAUCUUUUGUUUGCUGCUCUUUGUAUUUUUUUUUUCUAAACUAGCAAAUGCCAGGAUUUGCCGGAGAUCCUUUGUUUGAGCAGUGGCAAAAAAAAAAACAAAGAUGAGAUGGAAAGAUUCGUUUCAAAUGUUUGAGAUCGAGGGUUGAUGCCAUGCGCUGCCGUGAUGAUCGAGGAAAAGAAGACAGGAGAGAACAUUGUAACUGGCUGGACUUGCACCUGGGUUUUAAAGACUUGGUUAUGUAGCAGCAGCAGAUUCACAGAGAGGUGAGUUUUUGUCGUGAAGAAAGCAGCAGCUCCCUUGCUAGAAGGCCGUGGGCGUUUCAGAUCCGGAGUUUAGUCCCGACUGAAUCGAUCCGAUCCGAUCGAGAGCGCAAAAUAAUCCGAACUGAUAACAUUUAGUUCUAAUUCAGUACAAUUUUUUGUGGAAAUGAAUGAAUUGUUUUGUAAUGGAAUUCGAGAAGUAUUUAAGUUAUGUGUGCAUUUAUGUGUUAA